AUGGAGGCCUACAUCCGACGUCACCAGGCCAAGAAGCUUGCCUCCGGAGCGAAACAGGAAGACCUUGAUAUCAUGCUCAAGUUCCCAGAGCCCGAGCCGCCAAGCCGAGAGCUGUCGCCACGUCAAGCGGAAGUGAUCUACGGAAACCGUCUCUGUGAAUACGAACUCAAGGAGAUUCAUGAUUACAAGCAAGUCUACUACGUCGGCACCCUAAACAAGCACAUGGCAACGCUCAACAAGGCAGCGAACAAUUACGGAUAUGAUGACGAGCGCGGUGACUAUCUUGUCACCAAUCACGAUCAUCUAGCGUACCGCUAUGAGGUGAUCGACCUUCUCGGGAGGGGUUCUUUUGGCCAAGUGCUGCAGUGCAAGGAUCACAAGACAGGCAAGUUCUGCGCCAUCAAGCUGAUUCGGAACAAGAAGCGGUUCCACCACCAGGCUCUCGUUGAAGUUAAGAUCCUUGAAAAUCUGGCAAACUGGGAUCCGGAUGAGCAAUACAAUGUCAUCAAGAUGACGGAGUCAUUCUACUUCCGCAACCACCUGUGCAUCGCGAUGGAGCUCCUCAGCAUCAACUUGUACGAGCUUAUCAAAGCGAACAGCUUUGCAGGCUUCUCGACGCGCCUCAUUCGGCGAUUCACAAUCCAAGUUAUCGCCUCCCUUAUCCUCAUGCGAAAGCAUCGGAUCGUGCACUGCGACCUGAAGCCAGAGAACAUUCUGCUCAUGCAUCCCCGCAAGAGUGCCAUCAAGGUAAUCGACUUUGGUUCGAGCUGCUUCGAGAAUGAGAAGGUGUACACAUACAUCCAAAGUCGAUUCUAUCGUUCGCCAGAGGUCAUUCUCGGCAUGAACUACCACACUGCGAUCGACAUUUGGAGUCUGGGGUGCAUCAUAGCGGAGCUAUAUACCGGAUACCCCAUUUUCCCUGGCGAGAACGAGCAGGAGCAGCUGGCAUGCAUCAUGGAGGUGUUUGGCGUACCAGAGAGGUAUUUGAUCGAGAGAAGCUCCCGCAAAAAGCUCUUCUUUGACUCGACAGGCGCCCCUCGGCCCGUGGUGAACUCGAAAGGAAAGCGACGUCGCCCCGCGACGAAAACUCUUCAGCAGGUUCUCCGAUGCAGUGACGAGCUUUUUGUUGACUUCAUUGCCAAAUGCCUCCACUGGGAUCCUGAGCGCCGUCUCAAACCUGAGCAGGCCAUGAAACAUCCCUGGAUCAUUCAAGCGCGUCGGGGUGUACACCAAAAUGGCUGCGUGGGCCUGAACGCGUCGCCCAUGCUUGGUCCAUCCAGCGCGGUGCUACCGCGCAAGACUAGCCUAAUUGCAUCAUCCAGCUCCCCCGCUCGGUCGUCACGCACGUCCUUUACGGGCUCAGUUGGCCCCAGCGCAGCCGCAACAAUGGUCACCCCUCGCGCGAGUCACGCAUUCAAUGUCGGCAGCAGCAGCGGCAGCACCGUUCCUCAAGGCUCGCUGAGGACACCUCGGCAAGCUGUCCACUCGUGA
Tilletiaria anomala UBC 951 is the source of this 1491-nucleotide messenger RNA. Its product is annotated as kinase-like protein. Gene Ontology annotation, molecular function: protein serine/threonine kinase activity; ATP binding; protein serine/threonine/tyrosine kinase activity. Lineage: Eukaryota; Fungi; Basidiomycota; Exobasidiomycetes; Georgefischeriales; Tilletiariaceae. The record is from RefSeq and is a predicted model, not a curated record. The transcript is spliced from 3 exons. The coding region runs from base 1 to 1491 and encodes 496 amino acids. Gene Ontology annotation, biological process: peptidyl-threonine phosphorylation; peptidyl-serine phosphorylation.